Mugil cephalus (flathead mullet) is the source of this 1598-nucleotide messenger RNA. Its product is annotated as keratin, type I cytoskeletal 17-like. Gene Ontology annotation, molecular function: structural molecule activity. NCBI's taxonomy places the organism in Eukaryota, Metazoa, Chordata, Actinopteri, Mugiliformes, Mugilidae. The record is from RefSeq and is a predicted model, not a curated record. The transcript has 8 exons. The coding region runs from base 66 to 1355 and encodes 429 amino acids.
ACACCAGCUCCUCCACGCUUCUCCUUGAGUUUCAGUGAAAGCUGCACCUGAGAACACAGUUCACCAUGACCUCAUACCGCUCCGGACAAUCCUCCAUGUCCAUGUACUCUAUGCCCUCCGUCUCCAGCGCUCGGCGCGGGACGAGCGUCUAUGGCGGGGCAGGCGGCAGAAGCGUCCGGGUGUCCUACGCCUCCAGCAACCUGGGCUCUGGCUUUGACCUGUCAUCGGCUCUGGGAGCUGGGGGCAGCAGCAACAACAGCUUCGGCGUGUCGGGUGGCGAGAAGGCGACCAUGCAGAACCUCAACGACCGCCUGGCCACCUACCUGGAGAAGGUGCGCUCUCUGGAGACAGCCAACGCGCAGCUCGAGCGCCAAAUCCGGGAGUGGUACGAGAAGAGGACCGUCCAAACCAGAGACUACAGCCAGUACAACGUAGUCAUCGAUGACCUGCGCAAAAAGAUCUACAAUGCCACACAGGACAAUGCCAGGCUCAUGCUGCAGAUUGACAACGCCAGACUUGCGGCAGAGGACUUCAAAAUCAAGUUCGAGAAUGAGCAGUCAGUGCGCUUUUCGGUUGAGUCAGACAUCGCUGGGCUGCGUAAAGUCCUGGAUGAGCUUACCAUGUCCCGGUCUGACCUGGAGAUGCAGGUGGAGGGCCUGAAGGAGGAGCUGGUCUACCUGAAGAAGAACCACGAAGAGGAAAUGGCAGCCCUGCGUUGCCAAGUGUCCAGUGGUUCCGUGAACGUGGAGGUGGACGCCAAGCCUCAGGAAGACCUGAACAAGAUCCUGGAUGAGGUCAGGUGUCAGUACGAAGCUAUCGCCACAAAGAACCGCAAAGAAAUGGAAGCCUGGUACAAAGUCAAGUUUGACGAACUGAACAAACAAGUGGUGACGUGCACGGAGACCCUCACAAUCUCCAAAAGUGAAAUCAAUGACCUGAAGAAGACCCUGCAGUCACUUCAGAUCGAACUGCAGUCCCAGCUCAGCCUGAAAUCUGCCCUGGAGGGCCAGCUGUUGGAGACGGAGACCUGCUACAGCCAGCAGCUGUGCCAGCGCCAGGCCCAAGUCGAUGCCCUGGAGAACGAGCUCUGCCAGAUGAGGACGGACAUCGAGAGGCAGUCCUCAGAGUACAAGAUACUGCUUGACAUCAAGACCAGGCUGGAGAUGGAGAUCGCAGAGUACAGGAGACUGCUGGAUGGAGAGAGCGGAAAGUCAACCGUCCAAACCGUCGUGCAGCAGGAGGUCAAACAUAAACCCGUCAUCACCCAGAGGACAAAGGUGGUGAUUGAGGAGAUCAUUGAUGGGAAAGUAGUGUCCCGCACAGAGGAUGUGGACACAGAGAUCAUCAGCAAGUAGAGUGCUGGGUUCACAACUGAUCUGAGUCAACUGAUUAAAAACCAAAAAUAAAUCAAACCGCGACAAGGAAAAAAACUACUAAAUGCAAGCAUGAAGAAGAGUUUUCUUGUAUGAAAAUACUUAAUUUGACUUAACUGCAAAAUGUUUUCUUUCUUAAAUUUUGUAACAUCAGUGGAGCAUAUUGAAGAAAAGCAAAGCACCUCUGCAUUUAAAGAAACAUUAAAAUGAAAUUUAAAAAAUCCA